Molecule: messenger RNA, 667 nt
Organism: Zychaea mexicana
Lineage: Eukaryota; Fungi; Mucoromycota; Mucoromycetes; Mucorales; Lichtheimiaceae
Exons: 4
Coding region: 88-456 (122 amino acids)
Source: RefSeq, a predicted model, not a curated record
AUCCUCCUCUUCUUCCGUUCUGGUGUUCCUGUUGUGCGUUGAUGCUGUCGCGUUUUGUGUGUGCUUUUCUUCUUUUUGGCGUUUUCGAUGCGUCAACUGACGCGAUGGUGUGGAAAGCUUCAGGGCUGUUUUUUUUCGUGCUUGUUUGUGGCUGGCCGUCUCGUCUCUGGCCGGCUUUGGAGAUUAGUUCGGGAAGGACAUGAAGAUAGGUCAUGGGCUGCUGCGCCCUUUGUGUGCGUGCUGCCGCCUGCUGCACUGUGUGUGUGGCGACCGUCUGGCGGGGCGGUUUUAGAAGGCACCCCAGUGGAUGGCCCACUAGCAGAGCUGGGGUUGUCCUUCUUUUGGCGGGUGGUGUCAGUGAUGGUUACUGCCAGCCAUUGGCGGCUUGGAAAAAUUUUCCUGUGGCAAGGGAACUUUUUCCGCACGGGAAAGUGGAGAAUCCCGUCUUCAGCUUGAUCCUGGUUUCUUGGAGGCGAAACCUGGGUUUUCAAGGGAAUCUUUUCCACUUGGAGGAGUGGAGAAUCCCGUCUUUGGCUUGAUCCUGGUUUCUUGGAGGCAAAAUCCGGUGCUCUUGAGAAUUUGCGCCUGAUAUCCAAACGGUCCGAACCUAUCUCUCUCGAGUGACUCUCAAAGAAGCCAAGGGCGUAUUUAUCGUGUUGAUCUUCGU